UGUAUUUUUUAUAAGGUAUAAUGUUUUCAUAUAUUGUUCGAGACGAUAAAAGUAGUGUUUAUCACGCUUUAGUUGAAACUAUUUCGAGACGAUCACAUUGGACUCAGAAGACCGGCGACACCGUCAAAGCCAAUCUGAUCAUUGGGGAGAGGAACACAGUGAAGUUUCCAUUUGGAAGAUUGGGUCAUGAUGGAAUUCUGCAGCUAGUGAACUGCUACCGAGGAUCUGGAAAACUUAGCAGAAAGACUGCUCUUGUAACAGCUUUGAGUAGUUGGCAGGAAUCUACAGGAGAAGAUAUAUCGCUAUGGUUACCAGAAACCUACAUCAUCAGGCCUCAGCAGAGGGAUGAAGAAUCCUUGAGAAAGAAACCGUUCCAAGUACCAAAGCCUGACCAGAGAGAAGAACUAAAGAGAUCUCAUGCAAGCAAGCAAGCAAGUGGCAGUGGAGAUAUCUGGAUUGCUAAAUCAACAGCUGGAUUGAAAGGAGAGGGUAUUUUGAUAUCCAGUAAUUCUGAUGAACUUCUCUCAUUUGUGGACUCCCAUCCUCAUGCACAUGUUGUUCAGAAGUAUAUUGAGAAUCCUCUACUAUUACCAGGCAGCAGAAAGUUUGACAUCAGAUGUUGGGUGUUGCUAGAUCAUCAAUAUAACAUUUAUCUGAUGAAAGAAGGCGUUUUGAGAACAUGUGCUGAGCCUUAUGAACCAGAGGAUAUAUCUAAUCUUGUAUCUCAUCUCACCAAUCAUUGUAUUCAGGAGGCCCACUCCAAGGACUUUGGAAAGUUUGAAGAAGGAAAUGAGAUGUUCUUUGAUGCAUUUGACAGAAUUCUACAAGAACAUUGGAAUGUGAGCUUAGAAGAAAAGAUCUUACCUCAAAUCAGACAUAUUGUGAGAACGUGCUGUUUGUCAGUAAAAGAGGAGCUGUCUACCGCUGGACUAUCAUACCACAGUUUCCAACUGUAUGGAUUUGACUUCAUGUUGGAUACUGACCUGAGGGUAUGGCUUCUAGAAAUCAACAGUGCUCCUGCAUGUGCCCAGAGACUGUUGCCAGAGUUAGUCGCUGGUAUCAUAGCUUCUGCUAUUGAUCCACUGUUCCCUCCUCAACACGUGGAGACAGAGAUACAGGGUGCAUCAAGUAGAGUCUUUGAGAAACUAUGACACUGAUGUAACAAACUUUGAUGACUGAUCAGCAAACAAUAGACUCAACAAAUCAAACCAGAAGAAGAGGAUGCACGAAGAGGAAUCUGAGAGAACCUAUGACACUGUCCCUUCCUCAAUGUUUAAGCCAUAAGAAGAGGUUUCAUCAAGUACAUAUCGAGGGGUCAGUGACACAAAGACGAAACUCCAUUUUGAGAAAAAGUGGUUUAUGUGUCACUGAGCACUUGGACCUUAAGGAGUUAAGUCUAUCUUUCACUAGCUAUUGACUUUAAUGGGGUGUUGGGUGGAGUUAAGUCUUUGUGUUUCUUGGAAAGCCCACAUUUUUCCGAACAUUUUGAUAUGAAAUACUUAUUUUGGCAAAAUAUGGAGUUACGUCUUUGCGUCACUGAACCCUCGAUAUACAUGUACAUGCAUUUUAAUAGUCUUUCAGGAGCUUUUACGUCAUAUUUUUUUUUGGAGAGAGUGGGUUAGAGAGAGUGAGAGAAAGAGAAAGUCUUUUCUACUCUAGGAGAGAGAGAAAGAGAAAGAAAGAAACA
Strongylocentrotus purpuratus (purple sea urchin) is the source of this 1687-nucleotide messenger RNA. It is a transcript of the gene ttl, whose product is annotated as tubulin--tyrosine ligase-like. Gene Ontology annotation, biological process: protein modification process. The record is from RefSeq and is a predicted model, not a curated record. The transcript is spliced from 8 exons. Bases 21 to 1151 code for a protein of 376 amino acids. NCBI's taxonomy places the organism in Eukaryota, Metazoa, Echinodermata, Echinoidea, Camarodonta, Strongylocentrotidae.